Helobdella robusta is the source of this 507-nucleotide messenger RNA. RefSeq lists its product as hypothetical. The record is from RefSeq and is a predicted model, not a curated record. The coding region runs from base 1 to 507 and encodes 168 amino acids. The transcript is spliced from 2 exons. Lineage: Eukaryota; Metazoa; Annelida; Clitellata; Rhynchobdellida; Glossiphoniidae.
AUGGCGAAAAAUAGCUCUCUGCUGUCGCCGGACCUGCCACUUAUCAUUUUGCAAAUCUUUUUAAAAAAUAUUGAAGUGUUGUUGUCCAUCGGGCCAAGAACCUCGAUGCAAACAGGUAAAAAAUCCAUCGAGGGCAGGGCACCUUCAUAUUUUUUAAACUUUUCAUCCGAUGCCCUGGUUGCGGCCAAACCACUUUCUUUGCUGGUUAAGUGCACGUACCGUUCCGCUAAUGUGCCCGGAACGGUUACGUCCCACGCCAGGCAUCUACCGGCUCUCCAAGGAAUCAACGUUCAGCCAUCCGGGCGUUUUCCAUCCAACGCGGAAAUUCCCGAGGGCUCUUUAAGAACGGGGGGCCAUGAUACCUGCAUUCCAGAACAGUUUCCAUUGAAAGUUUCCACAGAUUGGAAGGUUAACGAGCAAGAAAAUGUGACAAUCACAAUAUCUCUAAUAUGUUUGUUGUCUUGGACAUACCUCACACUAAUAUUGUAUAUAAUUUUUAAUAAAUAA